AAGAAGAAAAGAAGCACAAAAGUAGUGAAGUGGAAGUAUCAGACAACGUAUGUGAUGCUCCUCAUGAGAGUCAAUUGAUUCAGCAGAGAAAGAGUGGAGGAAAUAACAAGCAGGAGUUUCCUGCUAUGCAGAAUAAAGGUCCUGAUGGUAGUGAACCUGGCGUGCCCAGGAAGGAAAUAGAGAGAAAGAACAAUGACAAAUGGACACCAGAAGAAUGUGUGAUUGCACCAGUAUUUGAAAAGACCAAUUCACUGACUGAUGGUCUGCUGCACCUGACAAAUGACAGCAUUUUAAGGAAGGUGGAUCAAGAUGACAGCAGGACUGCAAGGGAAAUAGCAUAUCAAAAGAAGAAGGUUUCUGACAGCGGUAGAAAAGCAAAAGGUCUGUUGCGCAAAAGCCACAUGCAGGAUGAAAUUGCCAUGCCAAGAUUAGAAAUAGACACAGUGAAAAAUCAGAACCAGGAGAAAGAAAAGAAAUGUUUUGAGGACACUGAAAUUGUAAAAGGAGAGAAUGAUUAUCCUCAAAAGGCAAUAAAAUUGAACAAGGAAACAUUGACAGAGACCAUAUUCCAGCAUACUGGCCAGCUUAACGUUCCGGUAGCUGAAAAUACAAUGCUAAACCCUGAGCUGGAGAACGCAAAGCGAAGCAAAGAAAGACUAGAAACAGAAGUGGAAUCCUACCACUCUAGACUGGCUGCUGCCAUACACAAUCAUGAUCAAGGUCAGAUAUCACAAAGACACCUGUCACUUGCCUCCCAGAAAGCAAAAGACAAGAGGUUACGCUUGCAGGACCCAAUGAAGUUCCAUAUGGCUAAGCUGAAAAGUGACAAUGAGAUGCUUUCCCAGAAACUUUCUAAAGUGGAAAAUAAAUUCAGUAAGCUAAAAAUCAAGCUGCAUCAGACGAGAGAUGAUCUCAGAGAAAAGACUUUGAUGUUAGAACGUGUCCAGAGAGACUUACGCCAAGCAGAGUGUCAAAAGCAGGAUAUUGGACACAUGUAUCAGAACGAACAAAGCAAAGUGAAGGAAUACCUUGGAAAGCAGGAAUCCUUAGAGGAGAGGUUAUCUCAACUCCAGAGUGAAAACAUGUUGCUCCGACAGCAGCUGGAUAAUGCACAAAAUAGAGCCGACAGUAAAGAGAAGACAGUCAUUAGCAUCCAAGACCAGUUUCAGCAGAUCGUGAAAAAUCUUCAUGCUGAAUAUGAGAAACACGGUCUGAUGCUGGAGGAAAGAAGCAAGGAUUUAAUCAACAAAUUGAAUCAUUUAGAAGAGAGAAUGUGUCAGUAUGAAAAUGAGAAAGCAGAAAGACAAGCAGUUGUGAGACAACUUCGGCAAGAACUGGCUGAGAGCCUCAAAAAGCAGUCUGCGUCGGAGCUGUCCCUGGAGGUCAUGUCACGUUAUCAUGCCAAGUUAGAAGUUGAGGCACGGGAUUUAAAGAACUUACAUCAACUCACAAGUCAGUCUCAAGAAACACAAGAUCAACAUAGAGAGGCCGUGAGAUGUGCUGAAAAAACACAGGAUCACAUCCAAAAGCUUGAAAUUGAAAAUGCCGAGUUACAAAGUACAGUCAAAAAGCAAGCGGGCGAAAUUGAACAGCUUCAGAGAAACCUCUUAAGUAUAAGAUUGAUUGAUGAUCUUCCAGCAGAGCUGGAAACUGUAUGUUCACAAUGUCUGCACAUGAAUGCAAAAAUUCAAGUUCUUCGAGAGGAGUUAUUAUUCAUGACAGGAAUGCAAAAGAAAUGUGAAAAACUAGAGAACAGUAACAAGAAGCUGGAGCAAGAAAUAGUGAACCUCAAAAGUCACAUAGACGUGAAUAUGACGGAACACAGUCAAGUAGAGCAGUAUAAACAGGAGAUUGAAGAAAGAGCGAGACAGGAGCUAGUAGAGAAAUUAAAAGAAGUCAACACAGUUUUACAGAUACAAGCAGCAUCUCAAGAAAACUUAGAGCAGGCACAAGAGGAGCAUAUUGCUUCCUUAAGAAGUCAGAUGGAACUCAGAAUUAAAGAGUUGGAAUCUGAAGUCUUCAAGGUGGAAACUUCUCAAGCAGAUUUGGAAAAAUAUAAAAAACUCUACCUAGAAGAACUACAAGUUAGGAAGUCAUUGGAAAAGAAGGUAGACAAGACUAAUUGGAGGCUGGCAGAGAUGAGCACCGAACUUGAGGUGGAGAAACAGCAGAACAGGUCUUUACUGAGCACUCUCACCACAAGGCCAGUCCUGGAGCCGCCCUUGCAUUGGAAAUUUUAAUACUUCAAUAUGACUCUUUCUCCAAAAACAAACAUGCUGCGGGAGUUGGACAGGAGUAUAACUAGAGAACUAGAAGAAGUUGAGGCUGAAAUGGCAUCUGAUGCCUUUCAAGUGUCUUCUCGAAGCUCUUCAGAUGGG
Messenger RNA from Dama dama (fallow deer), 2378 nucleotides. Its product is annotated as ankyrin repeat domain-containing protein 26-like. The coding region runs from base 126 to 2240 and encodes 704 amino acids. Lineage: Eukaryota; Metazoa; Chordata; Mammalia; Artiodactyla; Cervidae. The record is from RefSeq and is a predicted model, not a curated record. The transcript has 12 exons.